Molecule: messenger RNA, 1370 nt
Organism: Populus trichocarpa (black cottonwood)
Lineage: Eukaryota; Viridiplantae; Streptophyta; Magnoliopsida; Malpighiales; Salicaceae
Exons: 2
Coding region: 146-1030 (294 amino acids)
Cellular component (GO): eukaryotic translation initiation factor 3 complex; cytoplasm
Molecular function (GO): RNA binding; translation initiation factor activity
Source: RefSeq, a predicted model, not a curated record
GACGUCGCAUAACGCCCAAAGAAAACAUUAUCAAAAACCAAAACCAAACCCUACGUUCUUCAUUUUUUUUCUCUUCUACAGACAGAAACAGAAGGCAUCAUCUCCAAUAAAAACCAGAGGGCCAACACCACAAAAAUCCUCAACCAUGUCUGUAGUAGACAAAUCAGCGAAGCCAGCCAAGAUGCGUUGGGGAGAACUAGACGAGGAAGACGGGGAAGAUCUAGACUUUUUAUUACCUCCCAAACAAGUGAUUGGGCCUGAUGAGAACGGGAUAAAAAAAGUGAUCGAGUAUAAAUUCAACGACGAUGGUAACAAGGUUAAAAUUACUACCACCACGCGAGUUCGCAAGCUCGCCAAGGCUCGGUUGAGCAAGCGGGCCCUGGAGAGGCGAAACUGGUCCAAGUUCGGAGAUGCCAUUCAUGAGGAUGUUGGUAGCAGGCUUACUAUGGUUUCUACUGAAGAGAUCUUGCUUGAAAGGCCUAGAGCUCAUGGUGCCAAAGCAGAUGAAACCAAGAUAGCUGGAGAUAACUUGGCUCAGCUAGGUAAAGGAGGGGCUGUUCUCAUGGUUUGCAGAACUUGUGGUAAGAAAGGAGAUCACUGGACAUCACGAUGCCCAUACAAGGAUCUUGCUCAACCACCUGAAACCUUUAUCGACAAACCCCCUGCAACGGAGACAGCUAUGGCUGCCACCGGAGCAACCAAGGGUGCUUAUGUCCCGCCAAGCAUGAGGGCAGGUGCAGAGAGAACUGUUGGAUCAGAUAUGAGGCGCAGGAAUGAAGAAAAUUCAGUUCGGGUUACUAAUUUAUCAGAGGACACCAGGGAGCCUGAUUUGCUUGAACUAUUCCGCACAUUUGGUCAAGUGAGUCGUGUCUAUGUUGCUAUUGAUCAGAAGACCGGUGUCAGCAGGGGCUUUGGUUUUGUCAACUUUGUAAGCAAGGAAGAUGCUGAGAGGGCAAUAAACAAGCUCAACGGAUAUGGUUAUGACAAUCUAAUUCUUCGAGUCGAAUGGGCAACACCCAGAACAAACUAGAUUGUUCAGAAUCGCAAUGCAUUUCUUCUGGUACGCAUGGUUCUAUGCUUCCUAAUGUGUCUUCCUGAAGAAUGCUUGUUGUUCUUCAACCUUGGGAUUUUAUUAUCAGAUAGAGUUGUUUAAUGUUCAUGACUGGAUUUCGAUGUUUUCUUUGCUGUUAUUGUUGCUCCUCGGACUACUUUAUAAAAGCGCAGAAGAGUAGAUUCUUGAAAAAAGAGCUGAAGAGCAAAUGAGUUUGAACAUUAUAUUUUUAGUCUGAUAUUUAAUGAGAAAUAGGAAACAAUAUUGUUUUUCCUAGACACAAGUGCAGUUUUUUGAGAAAAUAUUCGAUUAUUGUUUA